Messenger RNA from Protopterus annectens (West African lungfish), 3564 nucleotides. RefSeq names its product centrosomal protein of 192 kDa-like. Bases 61 to 3564 code for a protein of 1167 amino acids. Gene Ontology annotation, molecular function: protein kinase binding. Gene Ontology annotation, cellular component: pericentriolar material; cytoplasm; centriole. Gene Ontology annotation, biological process: centrosome duplication; centrosome-templated microtubule nucleation; protein localization to centrosome. The record is from RefSeq and is a predicted model, not a curated record. The transcript has 18 exons. NCBI's taxonomy places the organism in Eukaryota, Metazoa, Chordata, Ceratodontiformes, Protopteridae.
CUGUUUUCAAAAGCAGAAUCUAAGGAAAGCAGGGUGGACCCGGGAGUACAAUUUCUGGGCAUGCUAAAAAGCAAGAAUACCGAAGACCUUUUCAGUGAUGCAUGCAGCAGCUUAUCCAGUUUAUUAGAGAAUGAGAAACUGUUUACUACUAGUUUUGAAGACAGUAGUACAGACAUUGAUGAAGAGGAGCUACGUCAUGGCUUGGAAGCCUACUUCAAGCAGUUGGUACCACCUGAAAUGCAGAGAGGGCCCACAGAAGGGCACGAGAUGCCAGAUCCUGAAGUACUUGGGAUGUCAUUAAAUUUGGAUCCAUUUUGUCAGGAAAACUUUCGGAUGCCUGCUAUCCGUUUAGCUGCAGCAGGAAUGGACUCUGCUUCUGUAAGUGAAGAUGAAGAUACAGAUCUAGAAGUUAGACUGAGGACUUCACCUGACAUGUGCUGUCUGCCGCCCAAAUCAGGGACGCAGUUGACUGAAGACUGUGAUCAUUCUAGUUUGAGACCUGGGCUAGAAGGAGGUAGUUCUGAUGAAGGUAAUGGAACUGGAUCACGAAAUCAUCGUAGCAGUGGUGGUACUGUGCGGAGAAGAUCAGCUGAAGGGCAAGUUAUUAGUUCCCUUGUAACAGGGGACUGUGGUGGUGAUGGCAGUGGGAGCGAAGAAGAUGGAAGUAUAGGAGGGACCACGCAGUAUUUGUCCUUCUCUGCUGAUCCACAGUCAUCCUUUACUGUACACGAUCUUGGCAAUGCUGACAGGAAGAUUGUUGGUGAAGAAAAUGGAGAUCUUGAAACUCCUAGAACAAAUAGGGAAUCUGUUCCUGGUCAUCAAGAGGGUUCUUUGGAUGAUACUUCUGUACAGAAUGGGCUUUCUGAUAAAAUGAAGCUGGAUUCUUUAUAUUUUCAAAAAGGUGCAAAUAAUUGGACACUUUCAGAACAGACUGAUGCAAGUCUUCCUCCAGUAUGUCAACCAAGCUUCAGUCUGUCACAGAUUUUGCCUUCCGGUAAUGGACAUGAACCAAGCUUAAGAGCUGCAGCUUGUGGUUUUGCUGAGAUACGUAAUGCAGGUAAAAAUUGUGGCGUGUGGGAUAAUGCUGAGGCUGGCCUGGCAGCUAUUUAUCUUUCUCCAUCACGUCAAAGUGAGAAUGCCACAGAUGGGUAUGACUCAGUCGAACAGCAGCAGCCUUCUGAGGAAAAAGUGACUUGGAGUCUUGAGCAGUUGGAAACUGAUAAUUCAUCAUCUCAUGUGGUUUACCAAAAUGAAAAAGGGAAAUGGGUAACAGAUUUAGCAUAUUAUACUUCAUUUGACAAGUAUGUGCGGUCUGAUUUACCUGAUGAUAUGAUUCUUCAACUGCAAGAAGAGGAAUUUAUAGGUGGUGCUGAUGCUGCAGCAUUAAUUGCAGAAGAUGAAGAUGAAUUCAGAAAGGAGCAUGUAUUUAUUCAGGAGGAAAAAAUGGACUUGCAAGAUGUUUCUUUAGGACUUGGUGACACUUCUUGGAGACUGCCAUCAUGUAACUACAUUUUGAUGCGAGCCUCUCAAGCAGCUUCAGAAUUUGGAAAAGAAGAUAAAAGUUAUUUGCGACUUUCUCUUGGUCAGUUCUUCAGUCAAAGAUCUGAGGCUCUUGGAUGCCUAGGUGGAGGAGAUGGUGUGAAGCGGCCAUCCUUUGGUUAUCGCAUAGUGUCUCCAGAGAAACGAGCUCCUGUUGCACUCAUUAGGCCUUCAGACAUUUCUUACCCUUCCAGCACCGACUCAGACUAUCCGAGGGAUAACACCUUGUUGCCAGAAGAUUUGGAGGUGUUUGAAAAGGAAGAGUCGAAGAUUACUUCUGCUACAUUUCUUAUCCCAGAGUCCCCAUGCCUAACUUCAGCAAAGGGAAAAAAUGUGAAUGGAACUGAAGCUGAAGGUGGCAGUGCUGCUGUUAGUAAAGAUCAGAUUGCUGAGUCUGCUUUGGACUUGAAAACACUUUCCGCAAACAAGCCCUCUUCAACUGGUGAUUCUAUACUGAGUUUAAGUACUAUUGCUUCUGCCAUAAAUGAUGUUUCCGUUAAUACCAAUGUAUCCCAAGUAGUUGCUGUAUUUACGGAACUUAUUAAUAAAAAAAAGCAAUUAGCAUCAGAGGGUUAUGGGAAAAAUGAAGUUUUGGAUAGGCUGCAGUUGUCUGUGGCAGAAGCUUUACUGCAGACUAACUUGGAACAUACUAUGGAAAAAAAGGCUAAAGCAGAGUAUUUUGAUGCUGUAUUAAGGGGAGAGAUCCCUCAUUUAAAUUCAUCAGAGGUGAUGGGGAUGUCAGCUGCUUUGCAGGCACACUCUGGUCAAGAUUAUUAUAAUAAAGAAAAGGCUAAAGAAUUAUCCCACGCUAUUGAUUUGCAUCUCAAACACAGAGACUUCAGUGGCAGAAAUGAUGCCCCUCAAGAGACUGUAAUAGGUUCCGCUGCUUGCUAUGGUGGGCUGUCCAUCGGUGAAAGACGUGAAGUUGUUAUUGCUAAAGGAAAGGCAGCAGUAGCGACUCAUAAAGUGGCAAAUGUAGAUGAAAGAGUUGGUGAUGGAGCCAGAAGUGGUUACAUGAAGGGUAAGCGUUCUGUCCCAAGUUUGUUUGGCACACAAGUGAAAGAAAGCAAGGCUGGCAUGAAAGGGCCCUGCCUAUCGGAGAUGGCAACUUUUACUUGUGAAACUGAUGCUGAUAAAGAUGUGUCUAACAACAAGGAAAUCAGAAACACUCUCACUGAAAAUCCAAAGGAAUAUCCAAAAAGAAAAUCUGCUAAGGUCAAAGAAUUAUCUGGUGAAACAGUCAGCAGCACUGGAAGCAGUAUGCUUCCAGGCAUCGUGCCAGCAGGGGCAAAAAUGAUAUCACAUGGUCAUGAAAUUAAUAAUCCUGAAGAUAAUCAGUAUAGCUUCAGACCUUCUACUUCACCACUGAUACAUUCAUCUCCUAGCCAGACUUCUGGAAUUCCAGAAUCCACAAAGUCUUUGAGUGGGUCUCCAGUUUAUACUUCUACAUCUAUUCAAGAACUGGGGUGUAGUGAUGUUACAAGUUCAGAUUUCACAUAUUCCAGUGUGUGCCUCAGUACAGAGUCUUACAGUUCUUUCACAGAUGACACACUUCAAAAUAGUGCAACGAUACGCAGUCCUGAGAAGAUAGAGGGAUUGGAAAUGUUUUAUGAUAGCCUCAAUUCCAGUAGUAAAAUUGACAAGGGUAGGUUAAAUGUUCUUAACGACAUCAUGGAGAUUGUUUUGAAUAAUAAUUUCAUGAAGUUUGAAGGUCUUGCAGUAGUACCCGAAGAGCUAAACUUUGCCACUGCAUGCUGUGUUGGGAUUGCUGCUCAGACUUCACUCAGGAUACAUAAUCCAGUAGACCGCUGGCUGCAAGUUAGCAUUGGGAUCGUUGGGAUUUCUGUAAAUGGUGAGAAGCUUCUAGUUACUGUGGUUACAGUAACACAGAAAAUAACUCUGGGAGCUGUUUAUGCCCCAGAAACCUUUAAUAACACAGCACAAUUACAAAAUAAUGCUGAAUACUUCACAGUACAUUUUCAUCCUAGACUUCAUGAAGAGAAAUUUUUUGAGCUUCAUUAUUAA